AUGCCCCCCCCCCGCGUGCGCCACACCGGCUGCCGCGCGCCCGCCGCUCCUCGUCUUGCGCCGCUGCCCGCCCCCGCCCCGGCCCCGGUGCCAGCAACAAAGCCGUCCCCGCCCACCAGGUCCGGGAUCCCGCCGCGGUACGACCUCGAUGCCAAGUGGGACGCCUGCCUCGACCUCUCCAUCCGCCGCGUCACCUACUCCUCCCUCGCCGGCGCCUUCGGAGGCCUCAUCCUCUUCCGUAGCCCAACAACCCGCUGGGCAUCAGUUGCACUUGGAGCUGGUGUGGUGAUAGGGGCUGCGUUCACCAACUAGUCGGCCCCUGAAUGCUCAUACAUAUUCAAUGGUUCUCCUCCAAAGUGGGGAAAGGUUAGCAUUUCUCUUCUCCCCCUUACCCUCUGUUCGUCUCCUUCCUCCGAUUGCUUGCUGCACCACAGCAAGUAAUUAUUUUUUCAGAGAGGAGAAGAGGAGAGGUCUUGCAAUCCAACUUACCUGUAUUCUUGAACAAAUGAAGCACA
Messenger RNA from Triticum urartu, 515 nucleotides. The record is from RefSeq and is a predicted model, not a curated record. NCBI's taxonomy places the organism in Eukaryota, Viridiplantae, Streptophyta, Magnoliopsida, Poales, Poaceae.